CGCCACAACAGGAGGGGAAUAAGAAUUCAGUUAUUUUGGUUGAUAGUUCUAUCUGGCUCUGGUGCCUCGGGAAUAAAAACAGAGUCUGAAUGAGAGUUGUGAGAGUGGAGUACUCAGAUUUCAUACAUUCAGACUCAUGGAACUGAUUUCCCCUGAAUCUCAAAACCAAAGAGGGGUUUUGGGAAAGAUGCUACCCUUUAGUUUUCCUGCAUCAAAAUUUGCACUUUGGAAUCCUGUUCCUAUUGGAGAAAGCAUUGUUUGUCACCUUAGUUAUAGAAAUCCUAAAUUAAUAAUUGCUGAAAAAACACUGCGGCUUGCCCAUCGUCAUGCUAAACAAAGUAGAAAGAAGCCAUUCACCUGUUUUUUAGUUGGCACUCUUGCAGUAGAUGAAAAUGGUGAACGUGUAUUGCUAUCAGUAGACCGUUUUGAUCCAGGUCGUGAAGAACCAAGUGGUUUGGGGAAAAUUCCCACAGCACCUCUUCCAGGAGACUUUUUCAUCCCAUGCAGAAUUGGUGUUUGGGGAUGUUCAUCAAAUGAUAUUGUAGUACACACCUUUGAGGAUUUUAGCUUAGCUUUUAAGAUACUGCAUCAGAAUCUGAACACCCAAGAUUCUUUAGAACUUUCCAAACUGCUGACUUUAAGAGUUUACAUCUCUUCAAUGGAGAAUAUGGACAACUUAAAUUUUGACUUUCACUGGGCAGCAGUUACAGUGGCCAAUGCUUUAAAAUACACUCCUGUGAAGCCUGUUCCAAUAAUUCCUACAGCCCUUGCUAGAAACCUAAGUAGUAAUAUGAGUCUUGCUCAUGUCCAAGGAACUUACAAAUGUGGUUAUCUUUCAAUGGAUCAAACGAGGAAACUUCUUCUAAUUCUGGAAUCAGACCCCAAAGUAUAUACAUUGCCACUGAUUGGCGUCUGGCUGAGUGGAGUAUUUCAUAUCCACAAUCCACAGGUUUGGGCUUUAUGUCUGCGAUACUUAUACAGCUCAUCAAUCCAAGAGAGAGUACUUUCCGAAUCGGGAAGCUUUCUUGUAGUUCUUUUUGCUUUGAAUCGUAAAGAUCCAAAAUUUUAUGAAUGCUUUCCUUAUGAUGGGCAUACUGAACUAGACUUCCAGCUACUUACAUGCAAAGAAACAUUACAUCUGUUCAAAGAUGUAGAACCUUCAGAUAAAUGUCCUAUCCAAUUUGAAUUGAAAUCAGAAAAUAAAAAUGCAGAAACAGAGUUCUUCAGCAAAAUUUCAAAAAACGUUUCCAUAAACAGUUUAUCCCAAGAUUGCUCACCCAAUAAAUUUUCUGUCAGCGAUCAUGACUCUGGUGUGGAAGAUGAUGCAUCUCCAAGACCAUUUCCCCGUCCUCAUCCAAUCAAUCAACAGAUGACCGAGAUCCAUCCUUCAGUUCCUGAACUGUCCAUUGUACUUGAAGGCAUCUCCACAGAAUCUGUACCAACAUCUAAAUAUGCUGUGAUUAAAAAUCAACCUUCAUUUGGACCUCAACCUCCUAAGAUGGUAUAUUCUGUAGAGCAUACACCCCAGCACUCUCAGAGCUCUGAUACUGGGAGGCAGACCUUUGCUUCAAGUGCCAGAGAGCCUUCUCCAAAGCAAAUACCAAGUCAUUUGAAACACAGAAUUACAUCUUUAAAACCUUGCAAAGGAAUGCAGUCUCCACUACAACUGCAGUCUAAUACAGUUGGCUCUCAAGCAAGAAAGGGCUGUGUAUCUACUUCUUCUCCUUCAGGAUCCUGUAAUGAACUUUCACAGGAUAUGUCCCUGCAUCAUCAUGGAAUUCCUUCUGAAAGACAGGUGGCAAGUAGUGAUGAUGUUCAACAGAAAGGAGAACUUCCUAUUAAUGGCUUUACAGCACAAAAGUCUAACCAACCUCCUGCAGUUUCCCAGUAUCCCUGGCAUACUAUUGCACUAUCACCAUCUUAUCUGAGAAGACCACUGGGAAUUCGGGUACCAGUUCAAGGUCCAUCUUGCUGUUCUCCUUGUAUCUGCAACUGUCAGCAGUAUGGCCAUAUACAAUACAGUCCACCAAAUGUUUGGCAAGGGUUAUGUAAUAUGGGUUCCAGUGACACCUCUGAAAAUCAUUCAAGUCCUACCCAGGAACGUACAAAAUUAAUGUUCCAUCAGAAUCAAGAAUGUGUAAAUGGUGGCUGCAAUCCAGUAUGUGCCACAAGUAGUCCUAUGCACUUAGGCCAUUGUGGAAUAAUAGGGAGUUGUUCUCCCAUUACUGAUAAUGCAUCAGCUGCAGUAAGAAAUUCAUCUCCAGUUGAUCCUGGCAAUGCACAGUCUCAUACAACACAUUCAGCUUGUAUGCAUCUUCCUGCUGCAAGUACAGUAUCAAAUAACGAAAUGAUGGAAUUAUCUUCAGAUGUUUACAGAAUUCUUGCUGAACAACAUAAACAAAUCAAGCUGCUACAGGCUCAGAUUCAGCAGCUUUUAGAGGCACAAACUCUUCGGUCCUGUGCUUCCAGAUCCAUAGGAAACAAUAGCAUACAGUCUGAGAAGCAGGUAGAAUUUGUUGCCAUGGAAACCCAGUCUUCCCCAGGAUUACACAUGAAGAAAAGUGUCAGCAUUGCAGUGAGUACAGGUGCUAGUUUGUUUUGGAAUACCCCUUUGGAAAAGAAGAAAGAGUCUGUGAAAGAAGAUGAAGUUGAAAUUUCUAAUGAAGACAUUACUCUUUCUAUGAACACAGAAAAGGAUAGUAGUCAAACAAGCAUUGCCUCUUCAUUAAAAGCUGUUGAUAUACCAAGCUUUGUUGAGAGUGUCCAUAUUGUUGAAGGAGGAGCUAAUCAAUCUUCUACAGGCCUGUGUAAUGGACCACUUGACACUGGAACGGACCAGGCUUCACGGCAGAAUGAAAAUGGUAACAAAUGUUUGCAAACAAGGCCUUCAGAAGGAACUGACAAUAAUUUGGAACCAACUGAUGAACAAAAUUUUGAGUGUGGCAUUACUGCCCCAGCAAAUGUGUCACCAGAUGAUCAAAAAAUUUAUCAGGAUAUAUUAGGUCAAGUAAAUCGAUUUUUGAGGGAAUCUUCUGAUGAAAGUGGUCCCUCUCUGAAAGAGGAUCUGAUCAGAGAUGAAUGUACUACAUCCUUAAAAAUAAACAAAGCGCAAAGAAGAGGCUCAGCAUCAGACAUGGUCCUACGAGAUAAAGAUAGUGUUCUGAAUGCAACCUUGAAGCAAUUAAGAAACCUUGGAGUAAAUUUUGAUUCUCCUGAGAAGAUGAACAAUGUACACAAAGUGGAGAAUGCCGGUGUAUUGGCUUGUAUUAAUCCUGAAGCAAUAGUCCCAGGACUAAACUACAUCUCUUUUGCCAAUGUUGGUAUGAGUGGCUUAACUCCCACUGGAGCAGAUCUGAGCAUGGAGGCAAAUGCUAUUGCUCUCAAGUACCUGAAUGAAAAUCAACUGUCACAGCUUUCUUUAAAUCACUCGAGCCACAAAAGUUCUGUGACUUCAUCUUUACAGACUCUGCUGCAUACAAAUACAGAGAAGUCUUUGGUGGGCCUUGGUUUAAUUUCCCCUGGCAAUAUGUCUUUUGCAACCAAGAGGUAUAUGAGGAAGUAUGGCCUCUUACAAAGCAGUGAUGGUAGUGAUGAAGAAGAGGAGCAACCGACUGAGAACUCCAGGAGAAAAGAGCGCUUAGAGCCUGCUCUGCGCUUGGAUUUCAACCCUGUUAUAGAGGGCUUUGCUUCUGAAAGAACUGGUGAGAAGCAGAUUGCUUUUGACCCAAUACACUGUGAAACUGAAUCAUCUUGUCGCCUGUCACAUUCAGAAGGGCCCAUCUUAAGAAAUGUUACAAAUGCUGUUUUUCCACCCAGAAUCCUGCACCAAUCUAAUGAAAGUUCACCACCUUUUUUAAAGGAUUUAAAGCCAAAAAUUAAACUUUUACCUGGAGAUGCAGAAUUUACACAGCAUCCGGACAAAGAAAAUCUAAAUGUUCACAUUGUGACUGAAACUCCACAAGCUCCCACUGUUGAUACUUUAAACCAAGCAAACAAUAUUAAUUCGGUGGGCACUUUUCUGGAUGUAAAACAGCUCAGACAGCUACCAAAGUUAUUCUGACCUAUGUUUGAGUUCCUCCUCUUUUCUUUACUAAUUUUCUCAUGGUUCAGUAAAAUCAAGAGAUACCACUGGCUAAAUAUCACUUAAAAGUUUUCUUGAGAAAUAAGAGACUUGGCUCUCACAAUGAAUUGUUUAGAUCUUUAUGCAUACUAGACUACAUUUACAUUCCAAAAAGUCAUUGAAUAUAAUCAAGAUAUAAUGUAUGGGGUAUUUUUAAAAGUGUUGAUUUUAUGUUUAUUAAAUGCAACAGGAAUAAAAUGAUCUGUGGGGAAGCAGACAAUGGGUUUAAAGCAAGUUUGAUUUAAAGUGUUUACCAGUUUUAACUUUUAUUUUAUGAAUUUGAAAUAAAAUUUCAUAUGGUUAUUUGUAACAAAUGAAUUAGGAAACAAAACAAGGUUGACAGAUAUUAGCCAUCUUAUGUGUAUAACUUGCCAUAAACAUCAAACAUUAUAUUCUAUAGUUCCUAAUUUGUUUAACCCUUUGCGUGUCUAAAUAAAUGUGGUAGACUCUUUUUGUAAUGUGCCAACUUUUAA
Messenger RNA from Python bivittatus (Burmese python), 4593 nucleotides. RefSeq names its product STIL centriolar assembly protein (gene STIL). NCBI's taxonomy places the organism in Eukaryota, Metazoa, Chordata, Lepidosauria, Squamata, Pythonidae. Gene Ontology annotation, cellular component: microtubule organizing center. The record is from RefSeq and is a predicted model, not a curated record. Gene Ontology annotation, biological process: protein localization to centrosome; smoothened signaling pathway; mitotic spindle organization.